AUGUGGAUAUUGGCUUUUAUCUUUUUCCAGUGCAUCUUGAAUGUUUUCAGUGAAGAUCUGCAUUCCAGUCUAUACUUUGUCAAUGCAUCUCUGCAAGAGGUAGUAUUUGCCAGCACCACAGGGACCUCGGUUCCCUGUCCUGCUGGGGGUGCACCACCUGCCUCCCUGCGGUGGUAUCUGGCUACCGGCGAGGAGAUCUAUGAUGUUCCCGGCAUCCGCCACGUCCAUCCUAAUGGAACCCUCCAAAUCUUCAACUUCCUGCCAUCCAGCUUCAGCAAGCUGAUUCACGACAACACAUAUUAUUGCACUGCGGAGAACCCCUCUGGCAAGAUUAGGAGUCAGGAUGUCCACAUCAAAGCUGUUUCGCGAGAACCCUACACAGUUCGAGUGGCAGACCAGAAGGCUAUGAGAGGCAGUGUAGCUGUCUUCAAGUGCAUUAUUCCUGCUUCUGUGGAGGCCUACGUCAGCGUUGUGUCAUGGGAGAAAGACACAGUUUCUCUCAGCUCAGGACCAAGAUAUCUCAUCACAUCCACGGGAGCCUUGUAUAUUCUAGACGUCCUGCCUGAGGAUGGCCUGAAUAACUACCGCUGCACAACACGGCAUCGCUACACUGGUGAAACCCGCCAGAGCAACAGUGCACGUCUCAUCGUGUCAGAUCCCACCAAUGCUGAGCCAGGAAUCUUGGAUGGCUUUGACCACAGAGAGGUGAUGAUUAAUCACCGGGUGGAGCUGCCCUGUAAGGCUUCGGGCUACCCAACUCCCAAAUACCGCUGGCUGAAGGACAACAGCCCUCUGGAGUCUGACGGCCGCUUUCGCCAGACCGUCUCAGGACUGCUGAUAGAAAGCACACAGCCCAGUGACACGGGCAUAUACGCCUGUGAAGUGUGGAACAGUUAUGGCAAUGCUGAGGUCAUGGGACGCCUAUAUGUCAAGCAGCCCUUGAAAGCGGUGGUCAGCCCUCGAAAGGUGAAGGGCAGUGUGGGCAGCAAGGUGUCUCUGUCCUGUAGCGUGAGUGGCUCAGAUGAGUAUGAAAUCUCAUGGUAUCGGAACGGUGAAAUCAUUUACCCUGGCAACAAUGUUCGCUUCACUGGGCUUAACCGGGAGAACCUCAUCAUGGAAGGAAUGUCAAAAAGUGAUGGCGGGGCUUACCAGUGCUUUGCGCGGAAGGGCAAGAUGUCUGCGCAGGACUUUGUGCAGGUUAUCCUUGAAGAUGGCACUCCAAAGAUCUUGGCCUCCUUCAGUGAGAAAGUAGUGAACCCCACUGAGCCCGUCUUCCUGGCCUGCACCGUUAAGGGCACGCCACCUCCCAGGUGCACCUGGUCGCUGGAUGAUGAUCCCGUCAUCAAGGACAGCCACCACCAACUGGGCCACUUCGAGAGCCACGAGGGCCAUGUGGUCAGCCAGCUCAAUGUAACACACACCCAAGUGCAAGAUGGUGGGUUGUAUCGGUGCACGUGCAGCAACUCAGCCGGGGCCGUGUACCACCAGGCUCGAAUAAACGUAAGAGGCCCUGCCAGCAUUCGCCCAAUGAAAAAUAUCACAGCGAUUGUUGGAAGAGAAGCCUUUGUCCACUGCCGUGUGAUUGGCUACCCCUACUACUCCAUAAAGUGGUACAAGAACUCUGCGCUGCUACCAUUCAACCACAGGCAGCGGGCAUCCGCCAGCAACGGUACUCUGAAGCUGAGCAACGUGCAGCAGGCGGAUGCUGGCGAGUACAACUGCAAGGUGAUGAUAGAGCCCAACAAGAUGGACUCCCAGAGUGUCCAUGUUCGCGUGAGAGUGCCCCCCUACAUCCAGCCCUUUGAGUUUCAGCGCUUCACCAUCGGCCAGCGGGUCUUCAUACCCUGUGUGGUCAUGUCAGGUGACCGGCCGCUGGACAUUACGUGGCAGAAGGAUGGAAGGCCAAUCCCCGCCAGCUUGGGUGUGACCGUAGACAACAUUGAUUUUACAAGCUCUUUGCGUAUCAACAACCUGACGCCUGACCACAAUGGCAACUACACCUGCAUUGCCCGCAAUGAGGCUGCUGCUGUGGAGCACCAGAGUCAGCUCAUUGUUAGAGUUCCUCCUCAGUUUGUGGUUCAGCCUGAGAAUCAGGACGGGAUCUACGGGAAAACUGUGACCCUCAACUGCUCUGCUGAAGGCUAUCCACCACCCACCAUUGUCUGGGAGCACUCCAAAGGUCCGGGUGUCCCCCAGUUCCAGCCCAUCCUUCUAAACAGCGGCUCUCGUGUCCAGCUGCUGAGCAAUGGCUCGUUACUCAUCAAACAUGUGCUGGAGGACGACAGCGGCUUUUACCUGUGCAAAGUCAGCAAUGACGUUGGAGCUGAUGUCAGCAAGUCCAUGUACCUCACCGUCAAAAUCCCAGCCAUGAUUACCUCCUACCCAAACACCACUCUGGCCACGCAGGGCGAGGAAAAGAGGAUGAGCUGCAUAGCUCGCGGGGAAAAACCCAUUAUGGUGCGCUGGGAGAAAGAGGAGCGCAUCAUCAACCCUGAGACCAGCCGAUAUGUAGUCACUGUCAAAGAAGUGGCAGACGAAGUCAUCUCUACCUUGGUGAUCAUGCCGACUGUACGUGAGGACUCUGGGUUCUUUUCCUGUCAUGCCAUCAACUCUUUCGGUGAGGACAGAGGCAUCAUACAGCUGACGGUACAAGAACCACCUGAUCCACCUGAGGUAGAAAUCCGGGAGGUUAAGGACCGCACCAUAGCUCUUCGCUGGACUAUGGGCUUUGAUGGCAACAGCCCCAUCACAGGAUAUGAUAUUGAGUGCAAAAACAAAUCAGCCUCGUGGUUAUCAGCGCAGGUAACCAAAGAUGUAUCACCACAGCUCAACCAGGCCACCAUUAUUGACCUCCACCCUUCGUCUACUUACAACAUCCGCAUGGUUGCCAAGAAUAUUAUCGGUAACAGCAACCCCAGUAAUGAACUCACCAUCACGACAGAUGAAGCAGCCCCUGAUGGCCCUCCACAAGAUGUCACUCUUGAGUCAACAUCGCCUCAAAGCAUCAAAGUUUCCUGGAAGCCUCCCCAGAAGCACCUACAGAAUGGUGUGAUUCGGGGGUACCAAGUAGGGUACAGGGAGUACAGCCCCGGUGGGAGCCACCAGUUUAGUAUACUCCCCGUGGAAACGACAGGAGACACCACAGAAAGCAUCGUGUUGGACAAUCUGAAGAAGUUCACUCAGUACAGUGUGGUGGUCCAGGCUUCAAACAGAGCCGGCACCGGGCCAUCUUCACAGCAGGUGGUCACCAAGACUCUGGAAGAUGUACCAUCUCGGCCUCCUGAAAAUGUCCUGGCUGUGGCCAAGUCCCCAGAGGUAAUUUCACUGUCCUGGAUGCCUCUACCAAGGGAUGCUCUCAAUGGAAACCUGCAGGGCUACAGGGUCAUCUACUGGGCUAACUUGCCUGAUGGAGAACUGGGAGAAAUUAGAAAUGUUACCACCAACCAGCCAUCUCUAGAACUGGACGGUUUGGAAAAGUACACCAACUACAGCAUUCAGGUCUUGGCUUUUACAAAUGCCGGAGAUGGUGUCCGCAGUGAACAGAUCUAUGUUCGCACAAAAGAGGAUGUUCCUGGUCCUCCAGCAGGGGUGAAGGCCGUAGCCUCUAGCAGCUCAGCCGUUUUCGUCUCCUGGCUGCCUCCACUCAAACUCAACGGCAUCAUCAGGAAAUACAUCGUCUUCUGCUCUAACCUGCAUCCGAUGGUGAUGAGCGAAUUUGAGGCUUCUCCAGAUGUAUAUUUCUACAGGAUCCCAAACUUGGCUCGAAACAGGCAGUAUAGUGUCUGGGUGGUGGCUGUGACGGCUGCUGGUCAUGGCAACAAGAGUGAGAAGAUCACAGUGGAGCCUUUGUCCAAAGCUCCAGCCAGGAUCCUGACAUUCAAUGGCACAGUUACCACUCCCUGGAUGAAGGACAUUGUUUUACCAUGCAAAGCGGUUGGGGAUCCUCCUCCUACCAUCAAGUGGCUCAAGGGAAACACAAACGGGACUCCCACACCUGUUGUGGUGGACGGUCGACGUAGUGCCCAUGGCAAUGGCAGUUUCAUCAUCCGUACAGUGAAAGCUGAGGACUCUGGGAAUUACAGCUGUGUGGCCGGCAACAGCUGGGGAUCAGAUGAGAUCACACUUAACCUGCAGGUUCAAGUCCCACCUGACCAGCCACGCCUCACAGUUACCAAGACAACCACCACAUCAAUUACUUUGUCAUGGAUACCUGGAGACAACGGAGGGAGCUCCAUCAGAGGUUACAUCUUGCAGUACUCAGAAGACAACAGUGAGCAGUGGGGCAGUUUUCCCAUCAGCCCCAGUGAGCGCUCAUACCGUCUGGAGAACUUAAAGUGUGGCACUUGGUACAAAUUCACCCUGACGGCCCAAAAUGCAGUAGGACCAGGACGCAUCAGUGAGAUCAUUGAGGCUAAGACCCAUGGGAAAGAACCCCAGUUUGCCAAAGAACAUGAACUCUUCACCAGCAUCAACUCCACCAGGGCUAGGCUCAACCUUGUUGGCUGGAACAACGGGGGUUGUCCAAUCACGUCAUUCAUACUAGAGUACAAAGCAGUGGACUCAGCCACCUGGACCACAACCCAGCGCACGACGCCGAUCAAAAGCUACAUACUGUACGAUUUGCAGGAGUCGACCUGGUACGAACUGCAGAUGAAGGUCACCAACAGCGCCGGCUCAGCAGAAAAGCGGGUCACCUUCGCUACUCUCAAUGCUGAUGGAAGUACCAUCCCCCCACUGCUGAAAACCGGAGAUCCCAUCUCAGACAACAUGUCAGGCAGCGGAGGUCUGAAAAUGGUGGUGACCAUCACCUCUAUUCUCGUGGUGGCUGUGCUGGUUUUUAUUAUGUUAAUGGUGCUAAAGAGGAGAAGGAGGGAGCAAAGGCUCAAGAGACUCAGAGAUGCCAAAAGUCUGGCAGAAAUGCUGAUGAGCAAGAACACACGGACGCCAGAUACGGUGAACAAGCAGCAGCAGACUUUAAGAAUGCACAUCGACAUCCCCAGAGCCCAGCUCCUCAUCGAAGAGAGGGAUACCAUGGAGACAAUCGAUGACAGAUCAACUGUGCUGCUGACAGACAAUGACUUUGGGGAGACCAACAAGCAGAAGUCUUCCACAGUAACCCACACAGUCCACUACCAGUCUCUGUCCCAGGCCACUGGCCCACUGGUAGACGUGUCCGAUGCCAGGCCUGGAACCAGUGAGUCCCAUCACCAUCCUACUGCCAGACGCACUGCCAAAGCUGGUCCUGCCGCAGCACGGAGCCGCUAUGCCAGCCAGUGGACUCUGAACCGGCCACAUCCCACCAGCUCCUCACACACCCUGACCACCGACUGGAGACUCCCCACACCGCGUGCCACUGGAUCUGUGGACAAAGAGAGUGACAGCUACAGUGUCAGCCCCUCACAAGAUACAGAUCGUGCGCGGAGCAGUAUGGUGUCAACAGAGAGUGCGUCCUCCACCUAUGAGGAACUGGCCAGAGCCUACGAGCAUGCCAAGAUGGAGGAGCAACUCCGCCAUGCCAAGUUCACCAUCACUGAGUGCUUCAUCUCUGACACUUCAUCCGAGCAGAUGACCGCAGGGACCAAUGACUACACGGACAGCCUGACCUCCAGCACGCCGUCUGAGUCGGGCAUCUGCCGCUUUACAGCUUCUCCACCUAAACCUCAGGAUGUCAGUAGGGUUAUGACCAUGGCCGCGCCCAAGGCGCACAGACCAGGAGGAGAGUUGGUCCAUUUGCCGCCCUACCUCCGUAUGGACUUCCUGUUGAACCGUGGAGCUGGUGCCAAUGCUACAGGUGAAACCAGAGGAGGUGGAGGAGCCAUGGGCCAAGCCUGCCUUGAACCCCAGCGGAGCCGUACCUUAAAGAGGCCACCCCCUAUGGAGCCCACCCCCAUGGAAGUGCCCUCUCCCAGGGAGGUGCAGCAGUGGCAACCAGGAACUGCCUCCACCCUCCCGCACAGGGAUGUCCGGGAGAGGGGAGAGGCCCGAGGUGAGGUCCGCGGAGGGGUCACGUCCUCAGGAGAUCUAGCCCAAGCACAGGCUGCCAAGCUCAGCACUUCACAGGAGUCACUGCUGGACUCCAGAGGACACCUGAAACAGAGCAACAACCCCUAUGCCAAGUCUUACACUCUGGUAUAA
Menidia menidia (Atlantic silverside) is the source of this 6135-nucleotide messenger RNA. NCBI's taxonomy places the organism in Eukaryota, Metazoa, Chordata, Actinopteri, Atheriniformes, Atherinopsidae. The record is from the annotation of a GenBank genome assembly.